Helianthus annuus (common sunflower) is the source of this 1449-nucleotide messenger RNA. RefSeq lists its product as uncharacterized. The record is from RefSeq and is a predicted model, not a curated record. Lineage: Eukaryota; Viridiplantae; Streptophyta; Magnoliopsida; Asterales; Asteraceae. The transcript has 7 exons. The coding region runs from base 186 to 1364 and encodes 392 amino acids.
UCGAACUCGCGAACACAACAACACGUCAAACUAAACAGGUAAAGGCACGCCACGGGUUCUAGGCUGACCCGUUUAGGAGCUCAUAAAUAAAUACUCCUUGCUGGAUUACCAUUUCAUAAAUUGGCGCCAACACGAUCAUAUCCUCAACUCACUCCAAACAAACAUUGAUCAAUAGCAACUUGGCUAUGGCAGCAAUCGGAUGGUACGGACCACUAAUAAACCUCUCGGAAGCACCUUCUCACAUCGGCCAUUUCGUUCAACUUCUCGUGCUUGUUCACAGAACCCUUCCUGUUGAGUAUAAAUCUUCAGGAGGCGGUAGAGUAAUCAGGACAGAUGUUCAGGUAGGAGACGAUACACGGCCGUAUUUCGGUGUGUCGAUUUGGAAUAAUAAGCAUAUGGAGUCGGUGUUGAAGGCCGGUAAUGUUGUGUUGUUGCAGAACGUCAAAGUGACACGAUUUGGUGAUGCCGUUGAGGCGAGAACAGUUCAGCAGUCUUCCAUAAAAUGCUUGAUUGACAGUUACGAGUCAAUACGUUCUGAAGGUGUAAACAACUUGAUGAAGGUUCAGCAUAUUGGAAUUGCAUCAAAGGAAAAGCUUAAGAAAGUUAUCACAUGGGUGCUGCGUGUGGAACCUAUUCUUUUUAAGCGUAUAUCACACAACUUUAAGAGGAAUCAAAAUUCAGCAAACUGGAAAUUUCCCGAGGAGAUGCAGCAUAAGGAUUGUUUAUCUCUAGUGGAAGUAUCUAAUCUAAAUGAUUCAUGCAAUGCAUCGUUUUUCGCCUCUGUUGGUGAAAUGUUUCUGCCUAUGCAUCUUCCCGAUAUUGACGAGGAAAGAAUGUUUAUCAGAAGUAGAAUAUGCUCAUCUGCAUAUGGAAACCUUGCUGAAGAUCUCGUAUGUACUGGCUGUCAGUUAUGUGGUGCUCCUUUAAAUUCUGAAUUUGGAUCGAGAAUUGAACAAAAAACUGUUCCUCUCUAUUGUCAAAAAAGUUUAAAUCGUCUUCACGUUGUAGGUCUGAUAUAUAGACCUUUCCUGUUAUAUGUAUGGGAUGACUCGACAUACAUUCCUCUUGUCAUAAAAAACAAGGCUGCGGAAAUCUUGUUUGGAAACAUCAAAGCGGAGAGUGUUCACUCCAGCUACCGAAAGCAAGCACGCGGUCAGUUGAUAAACAAAGGGGCAGAAGCCCAAUGUGGGCGAGGUCUAAACUUCUACACACUUUGGUUAGUUCUACUGAAAUCAUUGCUGCAACCAGGUAAGAAUAGCCCUUUAAAGUUUGAAGUUUGUGUUGAUACGACCAAAAGUUGGGAAAAUGGGAGAUUUGAGAUGGUGUCUCUCUCACUCCCUUUAGUUUUUCAAGAUGUUAAUUAACUAUGUAUAUAUUCUUAAUUACAUUUUUUUUCCAAGAUGUUAAUUAACUAUGUAUAUAUUCUUAAUUACAUUUUUUUCGGUAACG